AUGGAGAACGAGCAUAUGCAGGCGCAACUAAAACCGACAAGUAAAUCGCGCAUCCCCAUGGCCGGCAUGACAUCGGGGAUGACCAAUUCUCGCUCUGGUCUGCCCCAACCUGGCACAAUUGCGAGUAAAGCGUCGAGUCUAUCGCACACCACCCGCGCUAGAAGCGCUACACAGGCCCCCGAGCCCAGCCGAUCUGGAACAGGAAGCCUUCCUCCGUCACGUCCAGGCACGAGUAUGGGACGAGUUCAUACGAGAACUAAUUCCUAUGCAUCAUCAACUCUGACCCGGUCGGCCUCGACUGCUUCACGGACUACCAGAACGAAUUUCUCCUCCACCGUUGGACCCGGAUCACGACCUCCUUCGCAUGCACCACGACCGCACACAUCGCUUGCUGGUCCCCGAAAGCCGAACGGUCACUCCAUCACUCGGCCCGCAACGUCCUUGGAUACCCAUGAAGAAGAGGAUUUCGCUGCAAGCAUUUUGGGAAAGAGAAAGGGUAGGCGGCAGUCCCUAUUUUCCCUAUUUGAUAUUUAUUCCCAGCCUGCACCUAUUACGCCGCAUAGUAAAGACAGGACGAUGUCGUGCGAUUGGUCCGACUCGCAACAGAAGCUUCUUGGUAUUCAAGAGGCCCCUUUGCGAAUUGACCAACUCGAGUCAUCUCCAUGUCCUACUUUGGAUCAGUCGGCCAAGGACCCCGUCUCCCAUGACAUGCUGGACCUAAAAUCCCUGCACCCCGCGCAGGACGGACCCAUUAAACCCACUCCCUCAAAGAUUCCCGUAUCUUCCCCCGUGAGACAGACGUUAGAGAAGCCUGCAUCUCCCCCCAAACAUCGCCCCAGGAAAAAGAAAGCACCUAUCAUACCAUUUCUGCACAGAGAUUCUUCGAUCAAGACGUUUAACUAUUCUACAGGCGCCGAGUGGGAUCAGGCUACGCGCGAAAAGACCAUGGAGGAGUUUUUCAAUGCCUUCGUCUCACGAGUCAGCCAGGCCGGACAAGAGAGUUUCGGUCUGAAAGAGACCGUUGAAUUGUACAAAAGCAGAGUGAGCGAGUUGGAGGCGACCCGAAAGGAACUGACCGACACAAACCUCUCAUUACGGGUGGAACUCGAGACCACGAAGGGACGACUAGAUGCCGCCGAGGGAGCCCUGAAGGACGCUAGAAGGGACCAUGAGAUUGCCAUGGACGAUGUAGAACGCCAGCAACGCGCCGAAAUCGAGACUGUCAGACAAGAGAGCAGGCAACAGCUGCAGGCACUAGACAACCAGCACCAAGACGAACUCCGCGAACUGAGGCGCCAAUUCGAGCAGCAAAUAAACGACGAAAAAGCUGUUCGACUCCAAGAGAUCAACCAAAUCACCUCGCAGACUGCGAUCGACUCGCAACGUUCCCUCCUUGAGCUAGAACGAAAGGACAGGGAAAUUGCCAAGCUCCAGCAAGCUUUACAGGGCGUUCGAGAAGACCUGGAGCGUGAGCGGAAAGCAAAUCACGAUUUGCGGCAGAACCUAGACACAGCAAGCUGCAACAGCGUUACACUCGAGUCCUCGGUCCGCGCAUUGAAGGCAAGAAUAGAAUUCCUGGAAUCUGGACGGGAAGAGCAGUCUCAGGCCUUUGAGCGUCUCAACCAGCAAAUGAAUGAUGCCCUGGCUGAAACUGAGGCGACAAAGGAGAAGCUGAGGAAGGAGGAAACUUUGAGAAGGAAGCUGCACAAUCAGGUGCAGGAGCUCAAAGGCAACAUUCGGGUGUUUUGCCGAGUGCGCCCGUCUCUAGAGUCGGAAGUUGCGGAAACCGCUCAAAUCGAGUAUCCGGACCAGUCAGAAGAGUGCAAAGAGAUUUGUCUUCUGGGCCCAGAGGAGAGAAGCGCUCUCGGCACCGUCACCCGAAAGAACAACAAUUUCUCCUUUGAUCGUGUCUUCGGGCCCUCGACUCAGAAUGCUGAAGUGUUCGAGGAAAUCAGCCAACUCGUACAGAGUGCCCUCGAUGGGUACAAUGUCUGCAUCUUCUGCUAUGGUCAGACGGGCAGUGGUAAGACAUAUACCAUGUCUUCCCUUGAUGGCAUGAUCCCCAGGGCAGUACAUCAGAUCUACCAGACCGCUCAGAGCCUGGAAGAAAAGGGCUGGAGGUACACCAUGGAAGGCAACUUCGUGGAGGUGUACAAUGAAAAUUUGAACGACCUUCUGGGCAAGGCGGAAGAGCUGGACAAGAAGAAGCACGAGAUCCGCCACGAUAUGCAGAGAUGUAAGACGAUGAUCACCGACAUCACCACUGUUCGGCUGGAGUCGCCCGAGAUGGUAGAAUCUAUCUUGAAACGAGCUGCCGCCAAUCGGUCCGUGGCGGCCACCAAGGCCAACGAAAGAUCUUCUCGGUCACACUCGGUCUUCAUUCUCAAACUCCUUGGUGAAAACCGCAUUACCGGCGAACGAAGCGAGGGAACCCUGAACUUAGUGGAUCUGGCCGGUAGCGAACGGCUCAGUCACAGCCAGGCAACCGGGGAGAGACUGAAGGAGACACAGAACAUCAAUCGCAGUCUGAGCUGCCUCGGAGAUGUCAUUGCAGCUCUCGGACAAGGAAAGGAAGGUGGCCACAUUCCCUACCGCAACAGCAAGCUCACUUACUUGCUUCAAUUUUCACUGGGUGGAAACUCCAAGACUCUCAUGUUUGUGAUGUGCAGCCCAUUGCAGGCUCACCUCGCAGAGACGUUGACUAGUCUCAAAUUCGCUACGAAGGUGCACAACACGCAUAUUGGCACGGCAAAACGACAGACUCGUGUUCGUGAUAUUUAA
This is a messenger RNA of Aspergillus lentulus, 2781 nucleotides long. The record is from RefSeq and is a predicted model, not a curated record. Lineage: Eukaryota; Fungi; Ascomycota; Eurotiomycetes; Eurotiales; Aspergillaceae.